AUGAGCUCUCCUUCGAAUUACAAGGGUUCUGGUGGCACCAACGGAGAGCCUAUGAUUUCCAUUAACGGAAUCCGAUGCUCAAUUACGGACCUCUCCCCACCAACCACCCGUAUCCUGCCAACCGUGUAUUCUCAACGGUUCAACAUCUCACUCUACGAUGCGCAAUAUGACUCGAAGACUGGGAAGCAAAUUCCCAUACCGAGGAAGGUUAUUCAUGCCGUCGUGGCAGCGAUACUUCGCUUCCAGAUUGUUUGUCUGGAAGUGGGGGUACCGGCGAGUCAGAUGCUGAUUAUUGCGACUGAGGCGACGCGGACGGCGAUCAACUCGGAGGAGUUCGUUAAGACCAUCCAGAACAGAACACAUGUCCAAGUGCGAAUGCUGCCGAAGGAUGAAGAGGGCGUUGUUGGGGCGUGGGGCAUUGCGAGCGGAUUUUCGGAUAUUGAGGGACUGGCGAUUGACCUCGGGGGUGGGAGUAUGCAGAUGACUUGGAUUGUUUCCCAUGCUGGAGACGUGCGUAUCAGUUCCAAGGGGUCUAUUAGCUUCCCCUAUGGUGCUGCUGCUCUGACGCAGAAACUGGAAGCUCUAACGAAGGGUAAAGAUGAGGAUGAGGCGGCCAAGGCCAAGGAGCAAUUCCGCCAGGAGAUGACUAGUCAGUUUCGUCGCGCGUGGGAGGAUUUAGAGAUCCCUGAGCGACUCGUCAAUAAGGCGAAGAAGGAAGGUGGCUUUCAGCUCUAUCUCUCUGGAGGGGGAUUUCGUGGGUGGGGAUAUCUUCUUCUCUAUCUGCAUCAAGUCCGGGGCGAGUAUUACCCGAUUUCCAUCAUCAAUGGAUAUACUGUUGGGAAGAAGGACUUUGAGAACACAGAGGUGUUGAAGAAGGUUGCGAAGACUGCAAAAGAUAUCUUUCGUGUGUCUGAUCGUCGCCGAAAACAAGUCCCCUCGGUCGCAUUCCUCGUGAACGUGCUCGCGAAGGCCAUUCCUCAUGGGAUUAAGGAGGCACACUUCUGCCAGGGAGGCGUUCGAGAGGGUGCCCUGUAUCGCAAGAUCCUACCUGUUAUCCGCCAGCAGGAUCCUUUGCAGGUUGCGACCAUGAAUUUCGCCCGCGGAUCGGCCCAGGCGAUGGCUUUCAUGGCCUUCUCGUCCAUUCCUCGUCCAACAAAGGACAGGUCUUUUCCUCAUUCUAUUAGCCCACAUGUCAUUCAAGCCUUUGCCAAUAUCCUUUAUGCGCACGCUACAAUGUCUAAAGAGACGGCAGCCACAGCCGCGCUCUACAGCACAAGCACCGGGGUCCUGGCGGAAGCGCAUGGUAUACCGCAUGCCGAUCGCGCUCGCCUGGCGUUGAUGCUGCAGGAGAGGUAUGGUGGCGAAUUGCCACCUCGUGAGAUGGACUUUAAGAAGAGCCUGCGGUCGCUUCUUACCCCGGAGGAAAUCUGGUGGACGCGGUAUCUAGGGAAACUGGGUCUUGUCAUCAGUCGGGUGUAUCCCACGGGCGUCAUUGAUCCGUCCAGACCACGCGCAAUGCCAAGAGCGCGCUGGGCAAACGAUCUGGGGAAGAAGAAAAACAAGCAAGGAAUUGAGUUGAAGGUCUCACUGCAGAAGGUAGGGUUUGAUCCCACCAGACUGAAGCAAGAGCUGGAAGCAGACCUGAAGAAGAUACGGAAAGUCGGGAAAAGGAAGCACUGGAUUGGAGGUAGGGACGGAUGGGGGAUGAAAGUCGAAGUACUUCUAGUGGAGGAGGACCUUCUUUAA
Molecule: messenger RNA, 1746 nt
Organism: Aspergillus oryzae RIB40
Lineage: Eukaryota; Fungi; Ascomycota; Eurotiomycetes; Eurotiales; Aspergillaceae
Product: putative transcription regulator (RTG2)
Exons: 2
Coding region: 1-1746 (581 amino acids)
Biological process (GO): regulation of transcription by RNA polymerase II
Source: RefSeq, a predicted model, not a curated record